Messenger RNA from Exaiptasia diaphana, 1674 nucleotides. RefSeq names its product peroxisomal membrane protein 11C. Gene Ontology annotation, biological process: peroxisome fission. Gene Ontology annotation, cellular component: peroxisomal membrane. The record is from RefSeq and is a predicted model, not a curated record. The transcript has 2 exons. NCBI's taxonomy places the organism in Eukaryota, Metazoa, Cnidaria, Anthozoa, Actiniaria, Aiptasiidae. Bases 1 to 708 code for a protein of 235 amino acids.
AUGGCUGCAAUUUUGAGAGUUGCAGAGGUUUUAGAAUCSUACAGGGGCCGCGAUAAAAUUCUACGGCUGGCUUCUUAUUCCUCCCUAUUAGUAGGUGGAAGUCUUAAAAACACGAAGCUACAAGGGGUUGGACAAAGCUUGGGCAUUUUGUCAAAAAAUUUAAACGAGUGUCGCACGAUCCUGAGGUUGUUUGAUGAUCUCUCGAUGUUUCUACAUUGCAGGCGAUAUGGUCUCGGUUCAAAGGAAAAUGACAUGUUCAUCCAGGUAACAACUCURGUAAGCAACUUCUUCAUGCAAUCAUAUUACCCAAUAGAGCAYAUUGCUUGGGCUCGUGACCACAAAAUCCUKACAGGCAAAUCAGGCAAGUUGUGGACACUGGURAUCUUUCUAUGGUUGGGAUACCUGUUGAUUUCUAUUGCUCAGAGCUUGUGGCUCUUGAAAACUCUUAAAAAUGUUGAAGACGAAAGUGCUGAAGACCAUAAGGAAUGGUAUCAUGCAAAGAAAAGGCAGCUUAUUGUCACUUUAAUUGGAAGUCUGGGCGAUGCAUGCAAUGCUAUCAACUGGCUUCCUGAAGGAAUUCUCUGGAGUGGAAAGUUUAGUCAGGCAGUGAUUGGAUUGCUGGGAACUAUUUCAUCUUCUGCACUGUUUUAYAAUUAUCUGAACCCUGUUCCUCCCAAGAACAGCAAAGUGUUAAGUAAGAAAUCUUGAAUGCAAAGAAUUAGUAAAGAGGUUCAGUUACUUCUUCCUCUAAGUGACUAUUGGUACAGUAGUUUAUAGAUCACAAGGUCAGUGAUCAUUAAAUUUAAAGUAAUGUUUUAACAUUAUUAAUGUCUUUAUACUGAAAAGUGUAGGAAAUACUAGAGUAGCACUAAAGCUAAAAAAUAAAAUAAUUAAUUAAUAAUUAUAAACUAUACAAACUGACAUCAUAGAUUUUAGAAAUUUAGAGACUUUCACUAAUUAGACAUUUAGGAGUGACAUAAUUUGAUGGUACAGUCUACAAAUAUGAUAAUUCCCCCCUCCCCCCUAUGUUUCAAGCUACAUAGAUAGCAGAUAAUCUCCCUUCAAUAAUGAAUUUAACUUUUUAAAGCAACCCCCACCCCUACAAAACAGAGUUUUACCCCCACCCCGAACAUUGGGCAAGCCAAUAUGUUUAAAUAUACAUAAAUAAUAAAGGAGAAAAUUUGACGUUUCAUAAAGCAUAUUACUUAGAUAUCUACCAAUAUUAGAAAAAUGUCUUCACUUGAGUCAGAAACAGUGAACCUGACAACCACAUUGUAACAGCAACURCCUAUAGUUGACAGUUAAUAGAUUGUGUAAUUCAUAUACAUAAUUCUGCAACAUCACUGACUUAUACAAUGUAAAUAUAUAUACACCUACUUGCGAAAACGUUGUCAUAAAAAAAUAGGACGUUUCUAUUUUAGUAAAAAGGAAUAAAUUAAAAAUAAUAAAAAAGAUCACUGAGGCUGAACGCCCUCUUUUGUCUUGUUUUAAUUUAUUCCUAUUUACUAAAUUCGAAUGUUCUAUUUUCUAUGACAACGUUUCUGCAAGUAGGUGUAUCUCCAACCACAUUUCUGUAAGCUCAUAAUCUCAAAUAUUUAAUGGGUUUCAACACUGUUACAAGCUAGUAACACAUCCUUCGCAUAUCAUUUUAACACAAUAAACAAGCCUUGUUCA